Molecule: messenger RNA, 270 nt
Organism: Staurois parvus
Lineage: Eukaryota; Metazoa; Chordata; Amphibia; Anura; Ranidae
Source: the annotation of a GenBank genome assembly
GACCAGGGGUGGACUGACCAUUUGGAAACUCGGGCACUGCCCGAGGGCCCCGGGGUCAGUAGGGGCCCCAUGAGAUGCCCCUGGUACCUUUUUCAUAGGCUUUUUUGAGUUUGGGCAAGGACACAGGGGCCCCAUGAUCCCCUAUUUCCCGGGGGCCCCAUGAGUUGUCAGUCUGCCCCCGCUCUGGACACACCCUUUUUAAAUUGCUGUCAUUCAGUGCCCAUCAGUGCUGCUAAUCUGUGCUCAUCAGUGCUGCCAAUCUGUGCCCAU